Molecule: messenger RNA, 1512 nt
Organism: Cynoglossus semilaevis (tongue sole)
Lineage: Eukaryota; Metazoa; Chordata; Actinopteri; Pleuronectiformes; Cynoglossidae
Gene: chtopa
Product: chromatin target of PRMT1a
Exons: 6
Coding region: 167-898 (243 amino acids)
Source: RefSeq, a predicted model, not a curated record
UGUUUAGCUUGGAGGCUAUUCCAUUUUGAUUUGAGCCGAGGAAUAGGAAAUACUACACACGUUCGUCGUGCCCUUUCAGCUGCUAAAGCUAACACUAACCUCCUGGAAGGCUUUCCAGUUCAACGACGCAACGAUCACAAUUUUGGAAAACUAAAGCCCUACCAAAAUGAGUGCAGCCUCCUCCCAAAAGGUUGUCCUGAAAAGCACUACCAAGGUGUCACUGAACGAGCGCUUCACUAACAUGCUGAAGAACAAGCAGCCCACUGCGGUAAGCAUUCGAGCCACCAUGCAACAGCAACACUUGGCCAGUGCCCGCAAUCGUCGGCUGGCCCAGCAGAUGGAGAAUCGACCCUCAGUGCAAGCAGCUCUUAAUCACAAGCAGAGCCUGAAGCAGCGUCUGGGGAAGAGUAACAUCCAAGCCAGGUUGGGUCGCCCGAUUGGGGCUCUAAUGCGAGGAGGACCGGCUGGUGGGAGAGGAAUGAUGCGCGGGAUGCCUAGGGGAAACCUCAGAGGAAGAGCAAGAGGAGGUGUAAUGAGGGGAGCUUUAUCGAUGAGAGGAAAGAGAUUGUCAACAGGUGUGCCAAUGCGAGGACGCGGCUCUGCCGGCCGCCUGUCAAUGCGCAGAGGAGGUCGCAAUCGUGGAGGAGGCGCUGGUAGAGGAGGGCCUAUGUCCAGGGGAGCACCAAGAGGUGUAGCCAGAGGCCGCGGUGGACUGCGCGGGCGUGGCGGCUUCCCCGGUCGCGGUGGACGAGGACGGGGGCGGGGCGCAGGCCGGCCAGCCGUGACACGUGAACAACUGGACAACCAGUUGGAUGCCUACAUGUCAAAGACCAAGGGUCACCUGGACGCAGAACUGGAUGCCUACAUGGCCCAGGCAGACCCAGAUAGUAUGGAGUGACCUUUGAAGGACACUUGCUUGACACUAUAGAAGUGUUGAGUGCAAUAUGCACAUAACAGUGUGGCUAUGUUGAGAAGUAAUUAAAACAAAAUGUGGUGAUUGUCCUGUACUUGGCAGGAAAUCAGAGUCUGCCCAUUUUACUAGUCCAUUCUGCAUCAACCUGCUCCUGUAUAGCUUUUAUUCUGUGUCAGUGGACCUCGAUAGAUGUUAGACCACUGUUUCCACACUUCUGUAUUGGUAUUUUCUAAAGUGUGUCAAAACAUGUUUUGUUUUUUUUUCUAAGACAGGAUUGUUUAUUGCUUAAAAACUGAUUCAUACGGUGUUGUUUUUAUUUGUUUGUUUUUUUUUUAAACAAAACUGAGAAACCCUUUGUAUUUGCUUUUAGUGUAAGUUGUUGUCAUAACUUUUGAGAUUUGAUUACGGGCUCAUCUAAAUGUCUUCAAUGCAAUGCCAGGACACUUGAUUCUUAAUGUCAGCAAAAGUUGUCUAAAAGCCAAUUAUCCAUUGUCAUAUUAAUGAUGUAAAAAAGAAAAGUUCUUACUUCUUCAGAGUGUUGGCUUCCUGAGCUUUGGGCUUAACAUUUGUAUGAUUAAAAGUAAAGGGUUUUAAAUUUU